UGAUAUAUUUAUCAGGCGGUGGGAAAAAUCACGGUCCUCUUUCACAUUGACGAGAUAGGAAAUUCGGGGAACCGUGUAAAAGGCGGAGCCUGUUGCCAAGGACUCACAUCCCGAUGUUCCGAGCAAUGUAAACCGGCCCUCUCCGUUUGUAUCUAUAAAAACAGAGGUAAUGUCGCUACCUGUGAAGCUUCAGUCACCACUACAGUCAACCUUAAAAACAACGUGCAGAAGUUUGGCACUCACCUGGGAAACAUGUCUAAUCCCCUCUACCUGGAGAUAGAUUCCUGGGACAAAUACAGAAGUAAAUUCCAGGUGACAGUCGUGGACAUGGCGCCAAACAGUACACCUUUGAUAUACCAGACUCAGUUUUAUGAUUUUGCUAUUGUCCUUGGGAAAGACGAAAUUAGUGACGUGUGGAGAGCGAAAACGUUACAGGCUAGCUACAUCACUUUCCACAUUGCUUUCAGGUUACAUAUUUCGUACAAACUGUACUGUUCCCCUGGGUAUUACGGACCCGAUUGUAAUAUUUCGUGUGCGGGCAACCCUAACAAGUGUGUACACGCAGGGAAAACUUACUGUAAAUCAGGAUGGACCGGUGCAAACUGUGACCAAGAUAUCAUAGAAUGCAAAGACCCUACCUUCUGUCAUGGGGGACGUUGCAUUAACAAGAUAGGCGGGUAUUCCUGCGAGUGUCCUGAGGGACUAUCUGGUACCCAGUGUCGACUGGACGAUGACGAAUGCUUUUUUGAGCCUUGUAAUGGCGGUCAGUGUGUAAACACGCUCGGCUCGUUUGCUUGCUCUUGUCCCAGUGUAUCUAAAGGCAAAACUUGUGACACAUUGAUCACCAAUCAAUGUACAAACUCCACUUGUAAGGGUCACGGAACAUGUAAAGUGAUAUCAGACCGCAACAGUACGCGUGCGCAGUGUAAGUGUGAGUUCGGUUAUAUGGGUGCAGAUUGUAGUUUUCGAGAUUACUGUAGCAUGCACGGCUGUAUUAAUUGCGGGACGUGCGUCAAUACUGCUACGUCAUCUUUCUGUGUUUGUCAGGAAGGAUUUUCUGGUCAAAAUUGUGAACUUCACGACUACUGUGCCAGUUCACCGUGUAGCCAUUUAGGAACGUGUAGAAAUAUCUAUAACGGCUUUCAGUGCGAUUGCGCACAAGGCUACUCCGGUGUCACGUGUGAUGUACGAGAUUUUUGUCAGAAUCAAAAUUGUAGUGGACGCGGGGUGUGUUUUAACGGUGAAAAGGGCUUCCUUUGCAAAUGUGAAGAUGGUUUUAUUGGCAUCAAUUGCGGACAGACUAACUACUGCUAUAAAACGAUUUGUCCAACAGCUCAAACGUGUAUUAAUGACAAACAUGGAUAUUCCUGUGUUUGUCCCGGCGGGUUAACAGGGGAGGAGUGUAACAAGUUAGAUAGGUGCUAUUUUAACCCUUGUCAUGGACACGGACACUGUUCAAACACAAAUACCGGAUUUAAUUGUAGUUGUGAUGGAGGAUGGAAACUGCGAGACUGUAGUAAAGUUGACUACUGUUAUAGAGAUCCAUGUGUUCACGGAAAUUGUACAGAUCUGGCUACAUCAUUCCAUUGCACGUGUGAGAGGGGGUGGGUUGGCCAACACUGCAAUAACACGGACUUUUGUUUAAGUGAUCCGUGUGACCACAACGGCACGUGCUCGAAUAGACUUCACACGUUCGAGUGCGUGUGUCCAACAGGAUGGGCGGGGAAGAGUUGUGAAUUAAUAGAUGAUUGCCUGAGCGUUCCUUGUCAUAAUAACGGAAGUUGUUCUGUAGAUAGCAAAGGAUAUCACUGCGCAUGCUCCUCUGGUUGGACUGGUCCGACUUGCUUUGAGGUUGAUUACUGUUACGGGGAUCCAUGUCAAAAUCAAGGAACAUGUGUUAACGGACUGACGGGGUAUUUUUGUCAAUGUGCUGCACAUUUCACGGGACCUAAUUGUGAGACAAAUGCAUGUGCGAAUGAGACAUGCAGUGGAGAUGGUUCCUGUCGGGCGUUUGGUGAUGGAUAUGCCUGUGACUGUUACGAUGGGUUUGUGGGAUACGAUUGUGAACAUAAAGACCCAUGUAAACUGUUAACAUGUUUUAAUGGUGGCAACUGUACAGUAUUGCAGCAUAAUUAUACAACUUCCACUAAUGCUAAACGCUUGUACUCAAACUACACUGCGGCAUGCAUGUGUCCUGAUACAUGGAAGGGCGAAAGAUGUGAGCAAGAUGUUGAUGAAUGUUUAAUGCAGAAAACGUGUGGUCGACACGGCCAUUGCUCGAACAGUAAGGGUGAUUUUACGUGUUUUUGUGACCCUGGUUAUGAAGGUAAGAACUGCGAGAGGGACAUUGAUGAAUGUGCUUCCAUGCCAUGUAAAAAUAAUGGAACCUGUGAGAAUAAAGAGGGGAACUUCAUUUGUCGCUGCUCUCAGUACUGGAGUGGAACAAACUGUGAUCGAGACAUCAACGAAUGCAGGUAUCACCCCUGUGAAAACCAAGGUACAUGCCAAAAUUCUCCCGGAAAUUACUCGUGCACAUGUGGAAAAUUUUGGACAGGGAGACAUUGUGAAAAGCAUAUAGAUGCUUGUCAUGCCCAGCCGUGCAAAAACGAGGCCACUUGUAUAGACCUGGAUACGACAUAUUAUUGCAAAUGUGACUCGAGAUUCACUGGUCGCCAUUGUGAUGUUGAUGUGAACGAAUGUCUGACGCAAUAUCCCUGUCAUAAUGGUGGUUCAUGCAUCAAUGCAGUUGGGGGGUUCACGUGUAACUGUACAUCAUAUUGGGAAGGUGUGCAUUGUGAACAAGACACGAAUGAAUGCUCAUUAAGCAUUUGUCCGAACGGCACUGCGUGUGUGAACAAGCGUGAAGGGUACGAAUGUCAGGACUGUUCCCAGUUCUCGUGUUAUCAUCACGGUAAUUGUGUAGAUUCACCCGUUUCCGGUCCUAAAUGUCGCUGUCCGCAGGCUUGGACGGGUGAUCAUUGUGAACAGCGAGACUUUUGUCGCUUUGAUCCAUGCGGUGCAUUAGAAAUCUGCAAAAAUACCGAACACGCCUAUAUCUGCGACUAUCAUCCGUGUCUGAGUACCCCUUGUCACAAUAAUGGCACCUGCUCCGAAAUACGAAGUGAUGUUCAGUGUGAUUGUGCGAAGGGUUGGAUGGGAGAAUUCUGCCAGACACGCGAUUACUGCGCUAGUAGCCCUUGUGCUAAUAAUGGAAGUUGUACAAAUCUUGCAGAUGGUUUUAAUUGCACGUGUCCGCCGGACUGGCUAGUGGAUACCUGUUCUAUAUUUGACUACUGCUAUUCCAAACCGUGCCUGAACGACGGACUCUGCGCCAAUAGACCGGACACAUACCAGUGUCUUUGUCACCAGCAGUGGAUGGGGAGAAGCUGUGAUAUCAGGAAUUAUUGCUAUGAAAUGCCGUGUCAAAAUCAAGGUAUUUGUUCCAAUACAAACUCGUCUUACCAGUGUCUAUGUACGAAGGAAUGGAUAGGUCAAACAUGCAGCGUCUAUAACUUCUGUUUCAAUCAUCCAUGUCAAAACGGAGCUACUUGUAACAACUUCCCAUCCAAUUUCACUUGCACAUGUAAACCCGGAUAUACAGGCAGACAUUGUGAAGUCGUUAUCGACUAUUGCAACUCCUCUCCGUGUCAAAAUAACGGUACCUGUGUUAAUUCUCCUUACGGGUAUUACUGCACAUGCGCAGCCGGUUUUGUUGGACAUAACUGUCAGACUGAUUUGGACGAAUGCAAAAUCGACAUGUGUCCCGCUAAAUCAUCCUGCUUCAACUAUCACGGGGGAUAUACAUGCAUAUGGGCCACGGAAAAAGCAAGAAUAAAACGGGGAUUGCCAACUAUUGUUCAAGAUAUUACUCCAUUUAGGAGUGUCAUACCUCUGGGAAUUGUAGGUGACAAUCACGACAAAAUUAUGACAUCUAUUCACAAUAUACUUGAUGUAACAGUGUGUACCCAGGGGUCAGCAAUAUUCCCAGAAAAAUACAACAUUGACAAAUUAUCUGGGACGAUUGACUUUUUAUUUGGAGCGGCUUGCAUUGGUGAAGAUAUUCCUAUUUCUAAAGCAGAAGAUGCAAUAAAUAAUUUAUUUUGUUGAUAGAUAAGGAUGAACAAAAUGCUACAUACCCCAGUGUAUAAAAACCAGCUAAUGAAUGAAGAAAAGUUAUACUCAAAA
This is a messenger RNA of Ostrea edulis (European flat oyster), 4185 nucleotides long. Its product is annotated as neurogenic locus notch homolog protein 2-like. The record is from RefSeq and is a predicted model, not a curated record. Lineage: Eukaryota; Metazoa; Mollusca; Bivalvia; Ostreida; Ostreidae. The coding region runs from base 253 to 4107 and encodes 1284 amino acids. Gene Ontology annotation, biological process: heterophilic cell-cell adhesion; establishment or maintenance of epithelial cell apical/basal polarity. Gene Ontology annotation, molecular function: calcium ion binding. Gene Ontology annotation, cellular component: protein-containing complex; plasma membrane. The transcript has 7 exons.